GUAUUUUCAGAUAUGGUGCGGCUGGUGUUGUUGUGUAUGUCGGUUUAGAUUCCCUCUCAUCAUUUUCUCUCUCUCUUUCUCUUUCUCUCUUCUGCCGCGCAGCUCAGUAUAAUCACACCCCUCCUUUUCCAUUCAAAUCUUUCUCUCAUUCCCACCUCUUAUUCAAAUACCUUUCCUCCAUUGCUGCUCAAACCAGAUAGCUUUUCUCUAUUUUCAAUCACACUUACCUCUGCUCUUCUAUAUCAGUAGAGUAGUCUUUUGAGUCUGAUCUCUUUCCACCUCAAAUGUUGAUCAUUCGAUCGAAAUCAAAUAGAUCUAUUUCAAUCUCUUUCACUACUUCUCUGAUUGCUCUGUUUUGACCCUUUUAUUCGUAAAUCAUUCGUUUUUCUUUCAAUCUUUUAAAUACCCUUUACUGUUCUUGUCUUUAUCUCAACUGGGUUGAUCUCAGAUCUUCGAAAUAGUUGAUAAAAAAAAUGUUGGAUCAGACUGACAAGCGAUCGGAUUCGGAAGACAUGAGUAGCAAAAACCCAAGUGGGGUUUCAUCAGAAGAAAGCCAUAAGAAAACCUGUGCUGAUUGUGGUACCACCAAAACCCCACUUUGGAGAGGCGGUCCAGCCGGGCCUAAGUCGUUAUGUAAUGCUUGUGGGAUCAGAAGCAGGAAGAAAAGAAGAGCUAUUUUGGGUUUAAAUAAAGGAAGCUCAGAUGAUCGAAAGGCAAAAAGAGCAAGCAAUAACAAUGGCGGCGGCGGCGGUGGUAGUAAUAAUAACAACAACAAGCUCGGCGAUGGGCUUAAACAAAGAUUAUUAGCUUUGGGAAGAGAAGUUUUGAUGCAAAGAUCAACGGUCGAGAGGCAAAGAAAGAAGUUGGGAGAAGAGGAACAAGCGGCUGUGUUAUUGAUGGCUCUAUCUUAUGGCUCAGUUUAUGCUUAAGCCUUAUUAGUAUUAAUUAAUAAUAAUUAUAAUAUAAUUAUUAUUAUUAUUAUAUAUAUAAUAAAGUUUGAUUAAAAAAUUUCAUUCCUAACCUUUCUCUUUCUCUCUCUAUAUCCUUUUUCUUUCUCUCUCUACCAAGUGUCCCAUCCUCUUGUUGCCUGUCCUUUUCGAUGGUGAAGAUUAUUUUUUUUUUAAAUUGUUUUUUAAUUAUUAAUUAGUUUUUUUUUACUGACUGGUUUUUGGGAUAGUGAGAGUAAUUGUUGUAGUUGUGUUAUUAAUUGUACUUGAGCAAGUGUAAGAAUUUGAAGAUUAAUUCUUAAAAGAAAUUUUGGCUGA
This is a messenger RNA of Cannabis sativa, 1265 nucleotides long. Its product is annotated as GATA transcription factor 16. Lineage: Eukaryota; Viridiplantae; Streptophyta; Magnoliopsida; Rosales; Cannabaceae. Gene Ontology annotation, biological process: regulation of DNA-templated transcription. Gene Ontology annotation, molecular function: zinc ion binding; sequence-specific DNA binding. Bases 474 to 929 code for a protein of 151 amino acids. The record is from RefSeq and is a predicted model, not a curated record. The transcript has 3 exons.